AAUGGCGAGCAGGCAGUUGAAGCCGGUGGAGGGAUCCAUCAUCACUCGUCUAGAUGCCGUGAAAUUCAAUCACAUCGUCAUCAGCAAUUGGAAACCGCAACAUGAAGUGUGGCCAUUCUCCUUCGGCGACAACAUCCUCUCCUUGGUGAGCUGCCUGGGAGCCUACCACACCACCUACUACCUACGCAAGGUGCUCAACGUGCGCCCCUACGCUCGUCUCACCUGCUAUUCGCCAGUCAUGGGAAUGGCGGGAAUCGCCAGCUUCCUCUUCCAAUCGGAACACAUCACGGCAAAGGUCCUGGAGAGGGGGGAAUGCUCCCUCUGUGUGGCGCUACGAUCAGCGGCUGGACAGGUAGGAUGUGGCACGAUCUACCCCCUGCUCAUCGCCCCGAUCAUCUGCUUCUACCUGGCCGACAGGUUGCUCUCCUAUCCCGUCCCGCCAUUGGCCAGGGCUCCGAUGGAAGUGCUCAAGCUCUAUGGGAGGCUGCUGGCCAAGAAUCCUCGGCCCUUCUUCGGGUUUGCCGCGGCCAAUGUGGUCGCAGCUUUCGCCAUUUCUUUGCAGAAACAGAGACUCUAUACGGAACUCUUGGACAAGAUGUGAAGAUUGAUAUUUUUCAGAUUAGGAUAAUGAGUUAGGUUUUUUUUUGAAUACUAGGAUAAGACUGAUGUGCCUUGAUGGUUUUUUGAAGCUUCUUUGGGGGAAUUAUCAUAGUGCACUUGGAACUUCUUUUAAUUUUUUACUUAACAGUCAAAACCAUAGACUAAUAAUACAAAUACAAAAGUGAUGACCAGCAACAGGCUCUGGGCCUUGCUAGACUGGUCCUAGUCCAUUUACAAUCCCCAGUGGAGAU
Uloborus diversus is the source of this 851-nucleotide messenger RNA. RefSeq lists its product as uncharacterized. Bases 2 to 601 code for a protein of 199 amino acids. The record is from RefSeq and is a predicted model, not a curated record. NCBI's taxonomy places the organism in Eukaryota, Metazoa, Arthropoda, Arachnida, Araneae, Uloboridae. The transcript has 3 exons.